AGACAAAUUAGACGCGUAAAUCUUUUUGGUAGAGGCGAACAGAAUAAGAUUCAUUGCACAAACUGUGUAAAAAUGUCAUUUUUGACUUCAAACAUAUAAAGCAGAGUCAGAGGACCCGCCACUGACCUUUACCUUUCUUCCUCCUCUCUUCUUUCUAGUCUCCGCCCCCACAAAUCCCCUUUAAUUCUCUCAAUUUUUCUUCAAAAAAAUACCUUGUGUUCAUCAGAUCUUUGAAAAAAAAGAGUUUGUUUUUAAUCGAUGGCGUCCAACAAAGAUGAGAAUCAAAGCGGUAGCAGUGGUGGUGGAGGUUUCUUUUCCUCAAUAGCAUCGAGCUUGUCCAAUUUAGGCAGUGCUAUGUCUAAAUCUGUUAAUGGCAUGCUUGGUUAUGAAGGUCUGGAAGUCGUAAAUCCUGAAGGAGGCAAUGAAGAUGCUGGAGCUGAAGCCCAACGAGGAAGAUGGAAGGCGGAGGAUCGCGAUAAUUAUUGGAAAAUGAUGCAGAAGUACAUAGGCGCUGAUGUUACCUCGUUGGUGACAUUGCCAGUUAUUAUUUGUGAGCCAAUGACCAACCUUCAAAAAAUGGCAGAGUUGAUGGAGUACGCCUAUCUACUGGACUUGGCAGAUGAGUGCGAGGACCCACACAUGAGAUUAGUGUAUUCCGCCUCGUGGUUCAUAUCCGUAUACUAUGCCUUACAACGGACAUGGAAGCCCUUCAACCCCAUUCUUGGUGAAACUUAUGAGUUGGUUAACCAUGCUGGAAUCACAUUUAUUGCGGAGCAGGUUAGUCAUCACCCACCAAUGGGUGCAGCACAUGCAGAAAAUGAACAUUUCAUUUAUGAUAUAACCUCGAAGGUGAAGACCAAAUUCUUGGGAAACUCAGUUGAAGUCUAUCCACUUGGCAGGUCAAGGCUCACUCUGAAAAAGUCUGGUGUUGUCCUAGACUUGGUGCCUCCUCCAACAAAAGUUCACAAUCUUAUAUUUGGGAGAACCUGGAUCGAUUCGCCUGGGGAGAUGAUCUUGACGAACCUGACGACAGGGGAUAAAGUGUUAUUGUAUUUUCAACCUUGUGGCUGGUUUGGUGCUGGUCGCUAUGAAGUUGAUGGAUAUGUUUACAACAGUGAGGAAGAACCAAAAAUUUUGAUGACCGGAAAAUGGAAUGAAUCUUUGAGUUAUCAACCCUGUGAUUUGGAAGGGGAACCCCUGCCAGGCAGCACAAUGAAAGAGGUCUGGAGAGCUGCUGAUGCUCCUAAAAAUGACAAAUUUCAGUAUACGUAUUUCGCACACAAGAUUAACAGCUUUGAUACUGCACCUAAGAAACUAUUAGCAUCUGAUUCUCGCUUGCGCCCUGAUCGUUACGCACUCGAGAAAGGUGACUUGUCCAAAGCUAGUUCAGAAAAGAGCCGUUUGGAGGAGAGGCAGAGAGCUGACAGGAGAACAAGAGAGGCCAAGGGCGACGAAUUCAAACCAAAAUGGUUCAACUUAUCAAAUGAAGUUUGCCCUACACCUUGGGGUGACUUGGAGGUGUAUGAAUACAAUGGCAAAUAUCAUGAACAUCGCGCUGCUAUUGAUAGUUCUGACAAGGGUGAAGAGGCUGAUGUUAAAACGACUGAGUUCAACCCUUGGCAAUAUGAAGAUUCAGUAGUUUCUGCAUAAUAGUUGUUUUUCUUGUCUGUAUCUUGUGCUUUUCUUGCAAUACCUUUUUUCUUUUACUGUAUUAGACCUAUAUUAGGUCUGCAUUCUUUUCGCAGGGAGUUAAUUCCUACAUUUUAUCUGCUUGAGAUUGAUAAAAGUUUUGUACAUAUAGUCGCACUGAAAAUAUGGCUCUGAGAAUUUUUCUUAUGCACGCAACAAGUUUCAUUAAA
This is a messenger RNA of Nicotiana attenuata, 1859 nucleotides long. RefSeq names its product oxysterol-binding protein-related protein 3A. Bases 259 to 1650 code for a protein of 463 amino acids. Gene Ontology annotation, cellular component: intracellular membrane-bounded organelle; membrane; cytosol. The record is from RefSeq and is a predicted model, not a curated record. The transcript is spliced from 10 exons. Gene Ontology annotation, molecular function: sterol binding. NCBI's taxonomy places the organism in Eukaryota, Viridiplantae, Streptophyta, Magnoliopsida, Solanales, Solanaceae.